GCUAGAGUUCUUCUCUCCUCCACACACGCAUAGCGAGAGAGAGAGAGAGAGAGAGAGAGAGAUGGGGGUUCUGGGACCGAGCUCGGCGGUGGGUGUGCAAGAAGGAGAAGAUCACCGUCCGAAGGAGCGCGACGCCGGUGCUCUCUUCGUUCUCAAAUCUGAAGGAUCAUGGAUGCACUGCGGAUACCACUUGACCACGUCGAUUGUGGCGCCACCUCUUCUGAGCCUUCCCUAUGCCUUUGCCUUCUUGGGAUGGACGGGCGGGAUCAUUUGCCUGGUCAUCGGAGCGGUCGUGAGCUUCUAUUCCUACAACCUCAUAUCGCUCGUCCUGGAGCACAACGCCCAGGUGGGCAAUCGGCAUCUUCGGUUCAGAGACAUGGCUUACGACAUCAUGGGGCCGAUAUGGGGGAAGUUUUACGUCGGUCCAAUCCAAUUCUUGGUCUGCUAUGGUGCUGUUGUUGGCAGCACUCUUCUGGGAGGAGAAUGCCUCAAGACGAUCUACUUGCUGUCGAACCCAGAUGGGACGAUGAAGCUCUUCGAGUUCAUCAUAAUAUUCGGAUGCUUGAUGUUAGUCCUAGCUCAAGUACCAUCUUUUCACUCACUCAGGCACAUCAAUUUGGUGUCCUUGGUUUUGUCCCUUCUGUACAGUGCUUGUGCCACCGGCGCUUCCAUUUACAUCGGGCUUUCGUCCAAGGGGCCCGAAAAGGACUAUUCCUUGGUAGGGAGCAUUGAAAGUCGCAUCUUCGGUGUCUUCAAUGCUGUCGCCAUUAUUGCGACGACGUACGGGAAUGGGAUUAUUCCUGAAAUUCAGGCCACGUUGGCGCCUCCGGUGAAGGGAAAGAUGUUCAAGGGGCUGUGCAUUUGCUAUGUCGUGGUCGUGGUCACUUUCUUCAGCGUCGCGAUCUCCGGUUAUUGGGCUUUUGGCAACAAAGCAGAUGCGCUCCUCCUCAACAACUUCUUGGUUGAUGGGGAGGCGCUGGUUCCGAAAUGGUUCAUUUUGAUGACCAACGUGUUCGCCAUUCUCCAACUGUCAGCUGUUGGUGUAGUUUAUCUGCAGCCUACUAAUGAAGUUCUCGAGAACAUGUUCGCGGACCCCAUGAGCGAGGAAUUCUCUGCACGGAAUGUCAUACCUCGCCUGAUCUCUCGGUCGACAUCUGUCGUUGUGGCAACAACAAUAGCGGCGAUGCUCCCCUUCUUCGGAGACAUCAAUUCUCUGAUUGGAUCAUUCGGAUUCCUGCCUCUCGACUUCGUCUUGCCCAUGGUCUUCUACAACUUGACGUUUAAGCCACCGAGACGAAGCCCCAUUUUCUGGCUGAACAUCACUAUUGCAGCAGUGUUCUCAGCGGGGGCGGUUGUUGCAGCUGUUGCUGCGGUUAGGCAAAUAGCCCUCGACGCGGAUACGUACCAGUUAUUUGCUAAUUUGUAAACAGAUGUAAUUUGCUCUCAAAAGCUAGCCCGAUUAUAUGAAUGCAGAUAUUAGCCACCCUUCACUGAAACCAGGACACCGAUUCGUCCACUGCUGACACCGAAAUUCUUUCGCAGUCAUGGUAAAAUAGCAGUGGAAAUUUGUAAAGCAAGAACUAUCAGUAGCAUUUCCUUUGCUUGAGAGAUAAA
Messenger RNA from Syzygium oleosum, 1614 nucleotides. Its product is annotated as GABA transporter 1. Bases 62 to 1426 code for a protein of 454 amino acids. The transcript has 7 exons. The record is from RefSeq and is a predicted model, not a curated record. Gene Ontology annotation, cellular component: plasma membrane. Lineage: Eukaryota; Viridiplantae; Streptophyta; Magnoliopsida; Myrtales; Myrtaceae.